AUGGACGAUUGGCGUUAUGAAAUGAGAAGAGAAUUACAAGAGAUUGUUCCUGGAGUUUUCUUAGGCCCAUUUUCAGCGUGUCGACAAUUCGAGGAAUUAAAAGCGACCGGAAUUACACACGUCGUUUGCUUUGUAGAUCAGAAUGAAGCAAGGCUGUUUAGGACCGAGAAUUUAGCGCAGUAUUUCCAUUACCAGCAAUUUAUUGUGAGCGAUUCCAAUUUACAGAACCUGAUUCAGUACUUUCCUAAUACCUCUGAAUACAUUCACAACGUGAUAUCUCAACAAGGUAAAGUAGUUGUCUGCUGCAAUGGUGGCAUGUCAAGAAGUCCCACUUUUGUCAUUGCUUAUGUUAUGGAAGUAUUCAAAAUUGAUGCUUCUCAAGCAUACCAUUUUGUACAGGGACGACGUCUUUGUAUCAAUCCAAAUGAUGGUUUUAAAAGCCAGCUUAAAGAAUAUGAACCAAUAUAUAAAGCACGCCAGAGCAAUACACACAAUGACGACAGACAGAGUAACCGAAGACGACGUAGAUCAGAUCCUGAUGAAGAAACACAAGAACACAGUCAACAGCCUGAUCGUUCAGAUUCAAAAAGGCUUUCGAGAUUACAGGAUCAAAAUUCACAACAAAAUGUCAAUCCAGGUUAUACCUCCAUGUUAUUGUAG
Molecule: messenger RNA, 660 nt
Organism: Mucor mucedo
Lineage: Eukaryota; Fungi; Mucoromycota; Mucoromycetes; Mucorales; Mucoraceae
Product: protein-tyrosine phosphatase-like protein
Exons: 3
Coding region: 1-660 (219 amino acids)
Biological process (GO): negative regulation of protein binding; regulation of ERK1 and ERK2 cascade; negative regulation of SCF-dependent proteasomal ubiquitin-dependent catabolic process
Cellular component (GO): cytoplasm; nucleoplasm
Molecular function (GO): protein tyrosine/serine/threonine phosphatase activity; F-box domain binding
Source: RefSeq, a predicted model, not a curated record